CAGAUAGUGGUGGAUCAGCGAUCACAGCGCUGCGAGCGUUUCGUAUGCUCCGGAUCUUCAAACUCGCCAAAAAGUUCCCUUCCAUGAAGAUCUUGCUCAGCGCCGGUGUUCAAACACUGAUGUCCAUGGGAGACUUUGUGGCACUGCUCUUCCUGAUCAUUUGCGUGUUCGCCUUGAUGGCUCAGAGUUUCUUUGGUGGCACCUUCAUGUUUGAUCCGGACGAUGGCAGCUUGGUGGCUCCUGAGGACUAUCGCGAAAAAUGUCCCUUUGGUGACGGUGACAAGCCCAUCUGCGUUCCCAGGUCCCACUUCGACACCUUCCUUUGGAGCUUCAUCACGAUCUUUCAAAUUCUGACAGGUGAAAAUUGGAAUACGGUGAUGUAUGAUGGGAUGCGUGCGACUGGAUGGAUUUCCGUUUUCUUCUUCCUCAUGGUGGUGCUGUUUGGGAACUUUGUAAUUCUGAACCUUUUCCUCGCGAUUUUGAUGAGCAGCUUUGACGAGCAGAGAAGCAAACUUCAUGAAGCCAUGGAAAGCAAGCGGGAGCUCUCGAGGGCCACUCAAGUCGACCAACGCUGGGCGUGGGACAGUGGAGCUUUAGCAGUGAUACCAGGUCGAGCUCAGGCUGGUGUUUCGCCCCGUUCAGGCGGAAGUCGAUUCACCACGAGAUUCACCGAAAAGUUUUCAUGGAUUUCACGAUUUGAACUUUGGGGGGAUCAAAACAAAGAAGCGUGUGCGAAACGAUGUGGUGAGAGAUCUUGCUUUUUUUUCUCCAGAGAUGGAGAAAUCCGGAAAGCAUGCCUCGCGUUGACGGCGAUUCCGGCCUUCGACCACGUCAUCAUGGUCUUCAUUGGAUUUUCAUCGGUGGUCAUGGCUUUUGAGAAUCCUUUGCACGAUCCCAAUAGUACACAAGUCAAGGUUUUGGAGGUGUUGAGCACUGUUUUCACUGUCAUUUUCCUCCUAGAGGUGGUGGUGAAAAUGAUUGCGUUGGGAGCAUUCUGCAAUUAUGGUGAUGGUCGCAAAGCAUACUUGCGAAGCUUUGAGAAUGUCCUGGACUUCGUGAUUGUGAUUGUGUCAGUUCUGGAUAGCAUCCAGACAUGGCUUCUUGUGGGCAGCAGCGGCGGUGUAAUUGCAGUGAUGAAGAUCUUUCGAGUUGUGAGGAUGUUGAGGCCCCUCCGCCUCAUUUCGCGCAGCAAGAACCUGAAGGUUGUGGUGAAAACGAUACUAGCUGCCAUUCCAGAGCUGCGAAACCUCCUCGUGUUCAGUUCAUUGUUCUUCUUGAUCUUUGGACUGUUGGCGGUGGGGAAUUUGAAGGGCUCUUAUCACAGCUGCAAAGACCACAUGUUGGAAGACUAUGGGUUUUCACGAUCACCAGAAACGACUCUGAUGUGCAUUGCCGACACCGUUGUAGACAGCAGCUCCAAUGUGUCUUGGGGUAUCAUGUCGCAAAGUCCUGGAACUUGUUCCUCCGGGAGGGAGUGGCAGAGGCGCACCAAGGACACACCGAUUUGUGAGGUGCAUUGCGACAGCUCUAGCCACCCAGCUUGCCAGACUUCACCGUGGGGAUACCACGUGAUGCGCUGCAGUGAUUGCAGCGAGGCCAAUUGCCCCGAAAGCUCCCAGGACCUCAGCCGCCGAGAUUCUUGCCAGCAGCGGUGCGCGAGACAUGAGUACUUCUGCAAGGGGGGUGGAGCAGAGUGUUUGGAGCAGUGCGUGGCCGCUUGUAUUUGCGAAUCCAGCUGCUGGGGCUUGAUCGAGGACGCCGCCUUGUGCACGGAACAAGGUGGGAAAUGGGUGAAUCUAAAUCAAAACUUCGAUAACCUUCUGGUAGGGACCAUUGCCCUCUUUGAGAUCAGCACUACGGAAGGAUGGGUGGAUGUGAUGCUUGCCGCUGUUGACAGUCGAGGACCAUAUCUUCAACCAAGGAGAGACGCCAAUGAAUUUAUCGGCUCAAUGCUCUUCGUAGCCUUCAUGUUGAUAGGCAGCUUCUUUGUCCUGAACCUUUGUGUUGGCGUCAUCAUUGACAAUUACAACAAGCAGAAAAAAGAAAGUGAUAUUCAUUUUGUGCUGGUGACUGACGUGCAAGCCGCAUGGAUGACCCAAAUGAAGGCCAUCUACUUGCGCAGAACGUUCUUCACUCAGGUGAAUGUCGACAGGCUGGGGCCUUCGCGGCAGCAUCGCUUCAGGAUCAUCACAUCAGCUGCUUUCGAAAAUUUGAUCAUGGCUUGCAUCGUGAUACAAUUAUGUUUGUUGAUGAUGGUCUGGCAGCCUCGUGAUUCCGGUGGAUCCUUGGAAGUCUUCUUGGACUCUUGCAACGUGUUCUUCAUCGUUGUUUUCCACAUCGAGUGCUUUGUCAAGCUCAGUGCAUUGUACUGCAACUACUUUCGAGAAUACUGGAACGUUUUCGACUUCAUUUGUGUGCUGACCAGCGAUAUCGUGGCAAUCCUUGAAGCCUCCAUUGCCUCAGAUUCAACGGUGAAUCUCAGCUCCCUUGUCAAUGCCCUGCGCAUAUUCCGCAUCGCUCGUCUUUUUCGACUGGUGCGUGUUCUCAAAGGUCUUAACAAACUGCUCCUUGCCUUUGCCUUGUCUGUUCCGAAGCUCUUCAACGUGGGCCUGGUCAUGGUGUUGUUGCUUUACCUCUAUGCGGUGCUCGGGGUGAGUCUUUUUGCAAAGGUGGCUUAUACAGGCGUCGGAAUUUAUGGCCCUCAAGCGAACUUCCGGACCUUCUUUCAGGCCAUUUCUCUCCUGAUCCGUUCCAUGACUGGCGAAGGAUGGAACUAUAUCAUGCACGACUUGAGCAAGUCCCAAUGGUACUAUGAAAGCGUUCUGGACAAGACCUGCAGAGAAAUGGAUUUGGACAGUAUGGAUUUCGCUUCACUGGAUCUGAACCAGGAUGGUUACGUCGACGAGCCCACGGAAUGUGGCUCUCAAUUGGCGUUUAUAUACUUCAUCUCGUACACUAUCCUGGUGAGUUUCGUGAUUUUGAACCUCUUCAUUGCCGUGAUUUUUGAGGGGUUCGAGGAGAGCCGGGGCAGUGAACCGAUGGAAGUGAUCACCAAGUGCUUGGAGAAUUGGGAACGGUAUGAUCCAUUCAACACCAUGUACAUUCCGCUGAGCAAAGCGCUGGACUUCAUCGAUGAAACAAGCAGCACUUCCACAGAGUCGAGCACCUGGUCUUGCUUGAAAGCUGCCCCGAGACGAGAUGGGCGGCGCCUGACGCAGAGCCGGCGUUUCGAGCGCAAGCAAACACGGAGCACGGCACGGUUAUUCGUGCUUGAGGGCCUUUGAGCAAAGCAUCCAGAGGUCGAUCAAGUUCACAAACCCGGACAGACCUUUCUAAAGAGGGGAAGGACAAGAAAGGCCACAUCUUCAAAGUAGUCCUGAGAUGUUUUUGACCAGAGAGCUGAACUGCAUGCUGCCGUGGUUUGAAGCACAACCUGAAAAUGUGCCUGCUACAUUGGAUAAUGAAGUGUCCAGAGCGUAAUGUAUGAGGUUGAAACAAACGUUGCAAGAGGCUGCAGUUGCUCAAGUUGUGUUGUAUCACCGUUUCCUUGCGAGCUCAGGAAACUGUGGAAGAGCUGAUGCACAUUCCUCAGAAAAAGGCUUGGAAGCAAGGCCACAGUUUGGGCUUUGCGCGCACUGCAGUUAGGCGAGUCACAAACUUUCAGUUUUCAGGAGCGCAAAGCAACCGCAGAAGGGGCAAUGCAUUCCGGAACCUCGCUGGGAUUCGAGAAGCACCAUCGACAUGAAUGCAUCAG
Molecule: messenger RNA, 3754 nt
Organism: Durusdinium trenchii
Lineage: Eukaryota; Dinophyceae; Suessiales; Symbiodiniaceae
Source: the annotation of a GenBank genome assembly